Messenger RNA from Peromyscus eremicus (cactus mouse), 3182 nucleotides. It is a transcript of the gene Uspl1, whose product is annotated as ubiquitin specific peptidase like 1. Gene Ontology annotation, biological process: Cajal body organization; protein desumoylation. Gene Ontology annotation, cellular component: Cajal body. NCBI's taxonomy places the organism in Eukaryota, Metazoa, Chordata, Mammalia, Rodentia, Cricetidae. The transcript has 6 exons. The coding region runs from base 303 to 2999 and encodes 898 amino acids. The record is from RefSeq and is a predicted model, not a curated record. Gene Ontology annotation, molecular function: SUMO binding.
UUUAUCCUUUGGGCUCUGAAUCACUUACUAAUUUAAUUUCUCCUGAUUUGGAAGAUUGUCACACUCAAAAUAAGCCUCAAAAAAGAAAGAGAUUGGAAACCAACUGUAAGAAUUCACCGCUUCCAGUCCAUUCUAAAAAGACUAGAAGUCACCUUGUCACUGGUGAACAGAUUGUGAAUGGUAAAUAUAAUGGAAAAGUGUGUAGUGAUACCUCAUCAAGCUUGCCAGAUAACGUUGGUCACCAGAGUCCUGUCAGGACAGUUGGUUCCUCGGAGCAGAAUGAGACUUUGGAAGCUGGAAACAUGGACGUGGCUCCUACAGAAGAUCCUGCCACCGUUACUGGCUCUGGAAUGCUCCCCCGAAGUGAAGGAUCUGGGCUGAAAAUGCCAUCCAAGAGCAGAUGUUUAUCCUUUGGCCAGACUCUCUGUGUCCAGUGGAAAAACUCUCAGGCACUCUGCUGGCUAGACUGUAUCCUCUCGGCCCUGGUGCACCUGGCGGUGCUGAAGAACACUGUGCUGGAGAUGUGCUCCAGGGAGGAGUGUGUGUUUGGGAGGCUGUUGGAAGCAUACCACCGAGCAGAUACGCUUCUGCACACCCAUCACUUGCAUGCUGUCACAGGUGAAGAUUGUAAAAAACUGACGUCAGAAAUACUUGCAGAGAUAGAGACCUGUCUGAAUGAAGUUAGAGAAGAAAUUUUUUUUAAACUUCAGCCUAAGCUUAGAUGCACAUUAGGUGAGAUGGAAAGUCCUGUGUUUGCAUUUCCUGCACUCUUAAAACUAGACCCCCAUGUGGAGAAGCUCUUUACAUACUCUUUUUCUUGGAAUUUUGAAUGUUCCAAUUGUGGACACCAGUAUCAAAACAGGUGUUUGAAGAGUCUGGUCACCUUUACAAAUGUUGUUCCUGAGUGGCACCCACUCAAUGCUGCCCAUUUUGGUCCGUGUAACAGUUGCCACAGUAAAUCACAAAUAAGAAAAAUGGUGUUGGAGAGAGCAUCGCCCGUAUUCAUGCUGCACUUUGUGGAGGGCUUACCUCGGAAGGAUCUGCAGCACUAUGCAUUUCAUUUUGAAGGUAGUCUUUAUCAAGUCACAUCUGUAAUACAGUACCAAGCAAAUAACCAUUUUAUAACGUGGAUUUUAGAUGCUGAUGGGAGUUGGCUGGAGUGUGAUGACUUAAAGGGUCCAUGUGCUAAAAGACACAGGACAUGUGAGGUGCUGGCCUCAGAGAUACACAUUGUUGUUUGGGAAAGAAAGUUCCAGGUACCGACUGAACCAGCCGCCUGCCUUCCACGCACAAAGCCGAGAGCGCGGCACGCGUCAGGUGAGGAGCAGCCAGCUUCGCCAGCACUGUGUUCUGUGGGUGGGACUGCCACCUCAGAACCCUCAGUCACCCACCCCACACACAUGCCAGUUGCUCCUCAGACUUUUCCAGAAGUCCAAGCUGUAGCUCCUGGCGAUAGUGUACUUCCGGGAACAAAAGGCGUGCUGGAAACUGCCUCUGUUUCUCAGAGUGACUCCAGAGAUGGCCUGUCAGAAGACAAGCCUGUGGCCGAGAGUGCAGGACUGGGCAGAGCACUUCCUUGGCCGCCACGAGACUCGCUGAUGACUUCUCUACUGUCUAGCCCAGGUGAAGGAAAGCUAGUCAGCCCACCAGGUGUGAGCACACCCCCGCAGGCAGCAGGACCCCCGCAGGCAGCAGGACCCCCGCAGGCAGCAGGACCCCCGCAGGCAGCAGGACCCGCACAGGCAGGAGGAGACACUGUAGUUCCCAAACCCGUGACUGAUGCCCGUGUUCCUAUUCCUGCUCAGGAACUGAAGUCCACGGCAGCUGAGAAGGACACUCAGAUACAGCUGCUGCCACUUACAGCUGAGAGGCUAAAACCCACACAACCUGGUAAAUCUCAGGCAUCUGGUCUGAGAAAGAGAGACAUUGCAGCAUCUUCUAAUGUGGGACCAGCCAGGUCACCACAGAACCAGCCUCGGAAAGGUGAUCAGAAGAAAGCUUUCGUGGGAAGCUGGGUGAAAGGGCUGCUGAGCAGGGGUGCUGCGUUCAUGCCGCCCUGUGUUUUGGCUCAGAAUAGAGCAGUGACUGACCUGCAGCCCUCGGUUAAAGGAGCCAAUAAUUAUGAUGGCUUUAAGACGAAAAAUAUAAACCGGAAGGCUAAGAGGACGUCCAGGAGGGCGGCUGAGCACGUGGACGAGCCGUCUCCAGACAGCAGCUCUGCACCCUCAGGUGGCACAGCUGCUGUGUCCCGUGCUGGUGGGACGGCCUCGUCACCCCCGUUGAAGGGGCAGGAAAGCUCAUGUGCAGCGCCCCUCACCCACAGUUCCCGUGGCAGUGAAAGCGCCAUCUCUCCAGCAAGCUGUGGAGAUGCAGCUGAAGAUCAGGUUCAUAAGCUUCGGCUCAAACUUCUUAAAAAAUUAAAGGCAAAAAAGAAGAAACUAGCUGCUCUCAUGUCUUCUCCGAACCGUGGGACAUCUGUAAGUGACCAUUCAGAGCCAGUGUCCCAGUGUGGGUCUCCAAACGACUGUGAGUCCAUAGAAGAUCUGUUAAAUGAGUUACAGAAUCAAAUUGACCUUGCGGACAGCAAUUCCGGGUGCGCCACUGCUGGUGGUGCCUCAUGUAACGGCCAGAGUCAGGAGGAGAUUUUAGCAGAAUUGCUGUCGCCUACGGCCCUGUCAGAGCCCUCAGCAAGUGUGGAGCCCGACUGGAGGUCCUUGGAGAUGGGGGUCAGCACACUAGCACCUGAUGAAUUCAGUGCUGCUGUUUCCCAGAACACCUACCCGAGACAGGACCAUAACUACUGCAGCCCUGAGAAAAACCAGUGUGGAGCUGAGCUCCCUUCACUCCCAGACAGUGCCUGUAUAAGAACCUUGAACUUGGGGAGCCCCAUGAAGACUGACAUUUUUGAUGAUUUUUUUCCUACUUCAGCAUUGAAUUCUUUAACAAAUGACACAUUAGAUCUACCUCAUUUUGAUGAAUAUCUGUUUGAGAAUUGCUGAGUUGUUGUUAACGUUUUAGUUUAACACUGACCACUACUGCAAGAGGAUGUGACUUAUGGGUAGUGUUGGCUGACAUGCACGCCCUUGUGUUCUAGCCUUGGGGAAGCUGUAAGCUCCUGGGCUCUCCCUUUGGUUCUUGUGAAGCGUGGGACCUGCUGCAAAUUAAAACCCUUGUUUUUGUCA